Venturia canescens is the source of this 996-nucleotide messenger RNA. RefSeq lists its product as uncharacterized. The transcript has 6 exons. The record is from RefSeq and is a predicted model, not a curated record. NCBI's taxonomy places the organism in Eukaryota, Metazoa, Arthropoda, Insecta, Hymenoptera, Ichneumonidae. The coding region runs from base 221 to 766 and encodes 181 amino acids.
CAAACGAAUCUGCUUGGUUGUACAGCUUUUAAAAUUACCACCACCACCACCGAACAUCGGAGCCUCGAGCAGUCAACUUGAAUGUUAUCAGGUGGGAUCGAGAAAGAAACGCAACGGGGGACAUUGCGGAUAUUCCUUGUCCCAGAACCAUCUGAGAACAGUAACAGUCUCGAUCGAGAAAUGGAACACAACUAUUACGUUAGAUCAGAGAAAAUUUUUUAUGGUACUAAGAGAAUGGAAACGUCCAAUGAAAUCGAACUUAAUAAUGGCUUCCAAGAAGCAACGCUGUCUCAGAUAUUGGAAGGAUAUCCCUGGACUUGCAGUAUGUCUCUUGCGCAGUCCUAACAAAAUGGUGCACAAAAAAAUACCUAUUUUCCUGUGCAACAUUUCCAGGAGCGAACAUACCUGUUGGAAAAAUUACUUCAACAAUUAUAGGCGAAACGAUUUUCCAAUUAAAUAUCAUACCACGAUUAUUGGAAGAGUUUAUCAACGAUUGAAAGAUUGUGAAUUAAAAUGUAGUCUAAAGGAAAUGUCACAUUGCAAUGCAAUUUCAAAUAGUAUUAAAAAAUUGGGCAUCAUGCGAAGGAGAUUGAAUUAUGAUAUUGGACAAGGGUUCCUCUCAUCGCGUGAAAAACUAUUAUCCUCAGAAUGUUCGGAAGGGCAUAAUAUUGAAUUCAAUAGGAGUGUUCAACUAAAUAUGCUCGAAAUUUUGGAGUCGAGAGAAAUCAGGAUAUUUUCGUUGGAUCGAAAAGUUGCAGCAAUUUAGUCGGCAUGGAAAAGAUACGGUUUGUCAAGAAGGAAAUGAAGCUGAGUGGGAAGAGCCAUGGAAAUUUUGAUCAACCGGCCAAAACCCAAGAUGCCAAGUUCCCAAGUCAAUAUUCUAACGGAAAAACAUUUUGUCAAAUCUUUUACUUCAACGGCACGAGAAAAAACGGCGAUAAUGACAAAAAAAUGAAGUGAAGAUUUGAUGAAUAAAACAAGACUUGAUGAGUUAAA